Molecule: messenger RNA, 6968 nt
Organism: Gorilla gorilla gorilla (western lowland gorilla)
Lineage: Eukaryota; Metazoa; Chordata; Mammalia; Primates; Hominidae
Gene: N4BP2L1
Product: NEDD4 binding protein 2 like 1
Exons: 7
Coding region: 4300-5502 (400 amino acids)
Source: RefSeq, a predicted model, not a curated record
UUGAACAUUUUAUUGUCUAAUUUGAAGAUGUAUGCCAUACUUUAAUUUGUUUGAUAGAAGAAAGUAAGGCACAGAAAACUUGAGUACCUUAUUUUUAAAACUGCAUUAGGAUUAAAAGGUUAGCCCCUAUAUCCAAGUGUUGGUCUGAGAUCCCAUUUCUAGAAUUCUGAAAUCCAAAAAGCUCUGAAAAUCAAUAGUUAUUUUUCCAAAUGUAUUCAAUGUGGUAAAAUACACCAAUAUAAAAUUUACCAUCUUAACCACUUUUAAGUGUGUUAUAAAUACAUUCAUGCUACCAUCACUAGCAUCCAUCUCUGGAACUCUUUUCAUCUUGCAAAACUGCAAUUCUAUACCCAUUAAACAAUGACCCAUUCCCCUUUCCCCCUUUCCCCCUUCCCCCUUCCCCCUUCCCCUCAGCCCCUGGCAACCACUGUUUCUGUUUUUUAAAUAAGUUUGACAUUAAAACUAAGUUUGCAGCCAAACCUGACCCAAAUACAAGCUGGGCACCGUGGCUCAUGCCUGUAAUCCCAGCGCUUUGGGAGGCUGAGGCAGGAGGAUCACUUGAGCCCAGGAGUUUGAGACCAGUCUGGGCAGCAUGGUGAAACCCCAUCUUUACAAAAAAUACAAAAAUUAGCCAGGUGUGUGGCACGCGCCUGUAGUCCCAGCUACUCAGGAAGCUGAGGCGGGGAUGAUCGCUUGAGCAUGGGAGGCAGAGAUUGCAGUGAGCCAAGAAAAAAAAAAAUACCUGACCCCAAAAGGUAGGCAAUUAAUUUUACUCCUUAUUUAUCCCACUUGGAAUGUAUAAAGUAUAUUCAUAUAUUUCAUUGCAAACAUAUUAAUGUGUUUAACUACAGAGGUCUGCGCCACACCCCACUGGGAAUAUAGGAUAAUAUACAGUACUAUUACCUUUAAACAACAAACACUUUCUGAAUUCUGAAGUAUAUCUGACCUCUACAAUUUUGGUUAGGGAUUGUGGGACUUGUACUAUACUAGAAGUUACUAAUAUUAUUUUUUAUUCUGUUUUAGUUUAGUUGUACUUAAUAAGCUUAAAAUAUGAAAAUUCAUAUUUACAAAAUAUAAAUUAAGGAGUGACUACGCACUAUUCAACAUGUAGACAUCAACUUAAUCCCCAUUUGCAGAAAGAGAGCCCCGGGUCUUAUCUUACCCUACUUCUCCCAGAUCUUCUGUCUAAUCUUCACGAAGGAGCAAACCUCUAGGCCUGGGGACGGGCAGGCAGCUGCUUAGGGUAUGGACAUUUGUUUGUUAAACAGACUUGCAGCUGCCCUUCUAGUGUAGAGCCCCACCUCCAAACCUUCCAGUUUCUGAGAUUUAGGGUUUAUGCUGGGUAAUUUGUGUUGUUUCUUGGCUGUCUAUAAAUCAGAGGAUUUUUUUUUUUUUUUGGCCGAAUCAAUUAACACUUGGCCUUUUGCUCUCCAGUUUCCAAAAGCUCUUCCUUCACACCUUCUUACUUUUCCACAUCUUGUUAAGCAGUGAUAGUUAGAGAAAAAUUUCAAUGUUUCUUCAUUUGCCAAAAAUGCUGUUUAUAAGAUUAUUUUCUUUAUGUCCAUGAUAGUAAUGGUUUCUAGUGCAGCAAAGUGAGAUCGUGCUGGCUGUUUAUGUUACUCCCUUACAUUAUCACUAUCUUGUUCAGCCUUAUUUUUAUUUUAUUUAUUUAUUUAUUUGUUUAUUUAUUUUUGAGAUGGAGUUUCGCUCUUGUUACCCAGGCUGUAGUGCAAUAGCGUGAUCUUGGUUCACCACAACCUCUGCCUCCCGAAUUCAAGCAAUUCUCCUGCCUCAGCCUUCUGAGUAGCUGGGAUUACAGGCAUAUGCCACCACGCCUGGCUAAUUUUGUAUUUUUAGUAGAGACAGGGUUUCUCCAUGUUGGUCAGGCUGGUCUCGAACUCCCGACCUCAGGUGAUCUGCCUGCCUUGGCCUCCCAAAGUGCUGGGAUUACAGGCGUGAGCCACCGCACCCGGCCUGUUCAGUCUUAAUUUUUAGUAAAUCCCAAACUCAGGAUUAUCUUUUAAAAAAAUAGUUUAGGUUCAUAUACAAUUAUCAAGCACCUUCUGAAUAUCAGGCUGAUAUUGUGUUACAGCCUGGGCUGACAAAGAUAAAUAAGACACUAUCCAUGCCCUCUCACUUCCUCUAGUGAGAGGAAACAGAUACCCAAACAGUUUACUUUAAACUGUGGUUUUGAGGAAUACAUUGGGAAAAAUAGAACUUGUUGACUAGUUAAAUGUCAGCUAAAGAAGAGGGAAAGGACAGUGUGUAAGAUCGUCUCCAGGUGCUGCUGACCAUGUGAUCCUCCUUGAAACUCCCUCCCUGGGCUUCCCUGCAUCUUUCAGUGUUCUGUUUAAUUGUUGGUCAUUCAAUCGUCCUCUCCUCUGCUAGAUCCACUUGAGGGCACAGUCCUUAAAUGCUGGUGUCCUCAGGACCCCUUCCUCAGCUGUCUUCUCUCUUCUCUAUCUCCUUGUAGGGGAAAGGAUUUCCAAAGCUCUGAGCUCAGCCACCUCUCAUAAGGAACACACUCACGUUUCCUGGCAUCUAUUAGAUAGCUCUACUUGCCACAAGCCCUGUGCUGAAACCCCUACCCCCAAAGCUGCAUUGUCUUCCUGCAGCUGCUGCCUGGGACCUCUUAACAGAGGGAAAUGGAAGUGGACGGAUGCUUAUGCAGCCCUGUCCAGUAGGAAUAUAAUGCCAGCUACGUAUGUAACUUAAACUCUCUAGGAGCCACAAUGGAAGAUAAAAAUAAAUGAAAUUAAUUCUAAUAAUGUAUUAACCCAAUGUACCCAGCACACCAUUUCAACAUAUAACCAAUAUAAAAAAUUUUUUAAUAUCUCUUUUUUCAUACUGAAUCUUCAAAAUUCACUGUGUAUUUUUUAAAUUUUACUUUAUGUUUUUUAGGAGACAGGGUCUUGCUUUGUUGUCCAGGCUUGAGUGCAGUGGUACCAUCAUAGCUCACUGCAGUCUUGAACUUGCUGGCUCAAGUGAUCCUCCCACUUCAGCCCCCCAAGGAGCUAGGACUACAGGCACACACCACCACAACCUGGCUAAUUUUUGAAUUUUUGGUAGAUACAGGGUCUCACUAGGUUGCCCAGGCUGGUCUCAAACUCCUAGCCUCAAGUGAUCCUCCUGCCUUGGCCUCCCAAAGUGCUGGGACUACAGGCGUGAGCCACUGCACCGGGUCCGGGCACAGCGUGUUUGCAGUAGCCACAUUCCAAGUGCUCACUAGCCACAUGUGACCAGUGGUCCCCAUAUUAGCCAGUGCAGGUUAAAAUGAAAAAGGUAGCAUGUGAAGCUGGGCAAAUUAUGAUAGGAUACAGAGAUUGUGUCACUAUUUUUACCAUUUAUGUAUAUUUUCUGUUCCUUAUGGGUUCCCUCCUAAUAUUUAGAGGUCUUUGAAAUUCCAUUGUUUCUUAGCAGUGCUGAGAAGAAUGAGGAAAGUAUUCUUCCUCCACGCUGGGAAUGGAUUUUCAAGGGAGAGCAGCUCGUCUCCCACUCAGCCCUAUCCCAUCCCUAGAGGGAAAUCCCAAGGGGAAGGGGAAGUUCUCAGCACAGAGCCCCUCCCCACUUGGAUAGUCCCUUCCUAAAAGCUAACUGUGAAAUCUCUGGACUUUGUUUUAGAAGGAAAUCACACUUUCUUCAUAGUUUCUUUUCACAAUUUUAGUACCUUAGCUGACAGAAAUAGAAUUUAUUACUUUACAAUAAUUAUUAUAGCCAAAGCCACCAUAUAUUCUGCAUUUCCCAGGAUGGUGUCAAUUUUGAAUGUUGUUUCUUUCAGGCAGGCAUGGUGAAUUUUGGUUCAGAAAACAGGAUCACUCUGUCACGCUCUUGAGGGUGAACUGUUGGAGAGUCACUAUGGUGAUCAACCAAUGGGUACUCCCUAGUUCCUGGAACUGAGAACUUCAGUCUGGAUACUUCUCUAUAAAUGGUUUCGGUAGACUCUGCCACUUUCCCCAGGGAUCUGAAAGAGUUCUCCAAGAAGCCUCCACUUCUCAGGCGGCAACAGGGCAGGUACCUGGGCGGUAGCCCUUAUGCUACUGUUCAUAAAUCAAUCUGAGUUUUAUGGGUGCUUUUUCUGAGGAAGGAGAGAUUUAAAGUUAUGUAGCGGCAACAAAGCUUUCUAAUAAUAUUUUUGGCAGGCUGCUAAAGAAAGAUGAAACAAGAAAAGAUACAAGCCCUGGGAGAGUGGUGGUAGCCCUUGGGACGCCAGCCAGAUGUUGGUGCUCACAAAUCGGGGGAGACAAUGGCCUUUACUGUUGCCAUUUACAAUGCCGGGCAGCUCAUUAAUCAUCAGCUAAAAUGAUUUCACUUUCAGGGUCUAGGCAGGUCGGGGCUGGGGUUGGGGAGGGCUGUGGCAGGAGGCCUGGCUUCCAGGCCGGGGAAGUGUCCCAGAGACCCACUAGACGGGGCCCCUCCCCUCCGCUGCUCAGGGCAAAGGGCACCAGGAGGCGGAGCGGGGGUCGAGAUGGGAGUGGGUGCGUCACCCUUGUUUUCCGGGCUGUGAGUCUCCCAGCGUCCCCAGCUUUCCAGGUAGGGACGCCCCCUCCCACGCAGCACGGUUCCGGCGGGUGGAAAGGAGGGGCUGGGCUCCCAGCGCCCGCCCCUCUAUCCAUCACAUGGCCGGAGAGUCACAAAAACAACAGCUUUGGCCAAGACCGUGACUUCAGUAAAGGGAACCCGGGGCUCUCGCAGCCAGCCCUCCUGCCCAUGGAGGACAGUUUCCUUCAAUCUUUUGGGAGGCUGAGCCUCCAGCAGCAGCAGCAGCAGCGGCAGCGGCCGCCCCGGCCGCCCCCGCGGGGGACACCUCCUCGCCGCCACAGCUUUAGGAAACACCUCUACCUCCUGCGAGGCCUCCCGGGCUCCGGGAAAACUACACUGGCCAGAUGCUCAGAAUGGAGCAGUGGACAAAGGAGACAAAAAUCCCUGCCUUCAUGGAACAUGUAUUCUAUCAGAGAAAAAAAAUUCUCAAGGAAAAAAGGCAAUUUUAGCAUCUGCUCUGCUCUGUUCUCUCAAAAAAUAAGCAAAGGAUUUCACAGGUAUGCCACCGGAGGUAUAUAUCCCCAGGAAAUGUCCACAUACACACAAGAGUGUUCUAGGUACUUGGGAAUCAUCAGUGAACAAAACAAAGAUCCUGCCCUUGUGGACCUUAUGUGCCAGAGACAAUUGCAGCAUGACUUUCCCAGGGCCCUGAUUUUCAGCACGGAUGAUUUUUUCUUCAGGGAAGAUGGUGCCUAUGAGUUCAAUCCUGACUUCCUGGAGGAAGCUCAUGAAUGGAACCAAAAAAGAGCAAGAAAAGCAAUGAGGAAUGGCAUAUCCCCCAUUAUUAUUGAUAAUACCAACCUCCACGCCUGGGAAAUGAAGCCCUAUGCAGUCAUGGUAUUUCAGACCGAGCAAAAGAAUCUUUUCAGGCUGGAAAUGGACAUGGUAGUUUUCAGGCCAGAAAUGAAGAAACAUUCAUGGUGUCUCAAGAGAAAAAAUCCACCGAAUGAAAGAACGGUAUGAACACGAUGUUACUUUUCACAGUGUGCUUCAUGCAGAAAAACCAAGCAGAAUGAACAGAAACCAGGACAGGAAUAAUGCAUUGCCUUCCAACAAUGCCAGAUACUGGAAUUCCUACACAGAGUUUCCAAACCGGAGGGCCCACGGCGGAUUUACAAAUGAGAGCUCCUAUCACAGAAGGGGCGGUUGUCACCAUGGAUAUUAGAGGCCUAGCUUACAGCCAUGCAGAAUUUUCCUAAGUCAGUUUCUACUUCAAUUUUUGUUAUUUUUUGUUGCAUUUUAGUCAGAGCUCCAAUUCCAGUGUAAAUAGCUGAACUCAAAAGUUUCUGAGCAAAGUCAUUAUAUUCACUAUCUUCACCAAAAUUUGUUAAAGUGCUCCUAUAUGCAUGGUCUGAUGCUGGGAAUUCUGCAGAUUUGAGUAAACAGUCUCUUUCUCUAGGGUAAGAAUUUGAAACCAAAACUUGAGAACACACCCAAGAAUAUAUUUACAUAGGUUCAUAGAUGAAAUAAAGUGUUUAUAUUAUAUAUAAGCUUCAGUACCAUUUGCUCUGAAGUGAUCUAUUUAUUUUUUCAGGAAAUUCAUCUCCAUCGGUAAAGUUGGGAAGGUGGAGAGAAGUGGUGGGGGGCAGGAAAAGUUUUAGUGCCAUUGCUAUUUUGAUAAUCUAUGUAUCUAAAAAUGUGAGAUGUGCGACUCUAUGAUACUGAUUUUCCUUUAAUGUUAAUAUGCCAGAAAGCAUACAUCUAAGGGAACAUUGUCCUUCAAAGUAGACACUUUGGGAAGUUAUUUCUUUAUUUUAAUGAUGUAUCAUUGUUAAAAAUGCUGUCAAAUCCUUAAUAGCUAUAGGAGCUACUGAGGGAAAUCAGUGUCAUUAUUUAAAGUCACACCUUGUGUUUUUACUACUUUAUUCAGCAGGAUUAAACCUGAAUAACUUUUGGCUGUUGUGCUAAUAGUGUAAAUAAAAUAAGUCUGCCUUCAUAAAACACUAACUUUUAAAAGGAAUAAACGACUUCUAAAAUUAUGCCUAUUAACAUGUGUAAUUAGUUGGCAGCUCAAAUGUUUGGGAGUGCAAGAAAUUAGGCACCCCAGGAUAUAGGUCAUACAGGGAUAUAUAAAAGCCAUGCUCAUUACAAAAUGAGCAGUUGAUGUUUUAUGUGGCAUUAAGACAAUCAAGUCCUCACAACUCUGGAAUGUCUUCUUAUACUGAUGCUGAAUUUAUGAAUCCAAAUUAAUUUCCAACAGGUUGGAAUCAGAUUUAAUGUGAGAUCAUGAUAGACAAGACCACAGAGGACGUAUGCUCUAUUUCUUGUUGGCCAACAGCUUCUUUCUAACGUUCUGUGAAAAAUUAUUUUAAGUGUCCUAUAUAAUGGUGCUUUUAUGGUUAUUAAAAAUUGUAAAUGGUAUCACAUUUAUAUGGAUUUGUCAUUGGAUCUUUUUUUGGUUCAACAAUAAAAAAAUUUAAUUACCUAAA